CAGAAAGAGAGGGAGGCCAAAGGAGUGGGGCCGUAUAAAGAGAACAGAACACAAGCCAGGCUUUAUCCUGCCUGACUGUCCCGCUCACUUAGACCUCACAGGAAACUCCCCCGGCCCUCACACACUCCCUCAUUAUCACUCGGCACACUUACACUACUCUACUCUUACACAGUCUGACUGCGCUGAGUCUGACCUGAGAGGAUGGCCAUGUGGAGAAUGAAUGGACUCUGGAGAAGGAUGGCUGGAGCUCUGCUGCUCUGCGCUCUGCUGCUCAGCAGUGAGGUGAUGUGUCAAGAUGAUGCAGGAACAGCUGCUCCUGCUGCAGACGCUGAGACAGUUGCUGCGGCGUCCUCUGCUCCAGGUGCCUCUGCAGCUGCAGAUGUUGGUACAGCUCCCACUGCAGCUCCCACUGCAGCUCCCUCUGCUGCCGCUGGAGAAUCUGAUGCUUCUGCUACUCCUGCAAAUAACCCUCUCUCAGCCCCCCUUCCUACCAUUGCACUCGAUAACCUCCAGGGUGGAGGCCCCUCGGCCGCAACCGCUGCCCCCGUCGUCGACGACACCGUCGCAGAUGACUCCCUCAUAGUGAGGACCGUGGUGCCUGACGUCAUGUGUGUUGGAAAAGAGGACAUUUCUGAGAGUGAAGCUGUGAAGGCUGUGAUGGCAACAGAUGAUUGUGAAGCAACUAAACGCAUCAUCCAGGAGAAUCCUGCAGGCUGGUGCCGCAAGGAGAACUGUAAUCUGAAGGUCUUCCAAAGCGGAAACACGGUGCUGUUGGCCAGUGAAGAUGCUAACCUGGAGACUUUGGCUAAAGCCCUCAAGAGUGAACAUUUGAAAGAGAAGCUGGGAGUGACCAAGACGGAGACCCCGUCAUCGUCAGGCUCCUCUGUCUUUGUGGGAAUUCUGGUCUCCGGUCUGCUCGCCGCCAUCGCGAUCACCGUCGGUUACCUCAAGUGCCAACGCAGGACUGAGACUAAGGGAGUGAGGCUGGCGGAGGAGGCCCACCCAGCAGACCAGGAGAACCAGGGCAACACUCUGGUAUCUGUGGCCCCCCUCAACCCGCCUCCGGAGACCCCAGAGAAACCCAGCAUAAACGGAGAAUCCCCCCCCGAGGCCGACAAGCCCCAGCCUCCUCCUCCCACCAACGGCCACUCCACCACCAAGACAGCAGACACCGAGCUGUGAAGUAGACAAUAAUUGCAGCCCAGGAGCCCCCCCCCCCCCCCACACACACACACACACACACAACACUCACCCCCCCCCCCCUUUCUGAAUCCACUCCCGCCCCGCCCACAGAGAGUCCACAGCAAAGUGGACAUCAGGGACUCGAACAAUCUCCUCCAUCACUGCUCCUCUUGUUACGGCCCUCUUGCUUUCCUCUUCAGCUCUGCGCCUCGACGAACCUCAGGACACGUAGUCUGACGAUGACGGCGGUGACGAGUGACGAUGACGAAGGCUCAGUCCCUGAGUUAUUGACGACAGGCGGGCUGGGGAGGACAGACGGGGGCAGCUCUGGGUGUGAAGAGUGUUUUAGCUUUAGGCAGCACCGGGUCCAAUGAUGACUGCAGCCUCCUGCUGCCAACACCCAGCAGGCAUGGGUGGAUUACUGAGCGGGCACACAGGGCACAGGCACACAGGGCACAGGCACACAGGUCCAGGGGCCAGAGGGUCAGGGGCCAGAGGUCAGGGCCCAGAGGGUCAGGGGCCCAGAGGGUCAGGGGCCCAGAGGGUCAGGGGCCCAGAGGGUCAGGGGCCCCUGGAUAUCACCUACAGAAUGUCACUCAGACACAUGCAGACAAAGAGAUUCAAAACGACCACAAAAAGCAUCUAAACUCCUCUAAAGUCUGGGUCUUGCUCCUCUGUAGGAGCGGGGGGGGGGGGGGGGGGGGGGGUGUUGCAUGUCUGUGCCCAGAGGAUCACCAUCUCACAAUCCGCCCAUGCCUGCAGGCUCUCUGCGUGUCGUCAGCUUUAAACCCUCCACCAGUGAAUCAUCAAUCACGUGGAUGAAAUAGUUCCUUCGUUUCUUGUGCAGCCAGACGGAGAAGAAGUGUGUGUGUGUGUGUGUGUGUGUGUGUGUGUGUGUGUGUGUGUGUGUGUGUGUGUGUGUGUGUGUGUGUGUUGCUUUCAAAUCCUGCAUGUGUACUGUGCAUGAACACAUGCAUCGAAGCUUCCCUUUGCUUUACUGUACGUCCGGCUGACGGUCGGUCUCGAGGAGCACGUGAGUGAAUGAGUGAAUGUACAGUUGUGUGAUUUCCUUGAGGAGCAGCAGCCGCGUCCGUUAUUCUCUCUCCACAUCCCGUGUGUGUGUGUGUGUGUGUGUGCUCCUCCUGCUAUCAGUAUUCCUUUGAGCAGUGUGUGUCCAACCCUUCUGCCGAAGCGCUUCACAUCUCACGUUGUUCUAACAUCUGUGGCACCUUGUCUUUAAUGAGAGUUGAUCCAGAAGUCUUCUGCUUUAUAAACGUGUCGCAUUGAUUUCUCCUUUAAAACCCUGUUUUUGUAUCUUUUCAUUGCUAACAAUGUGACUUUAGUUUUUACUAUCAUCCUGUAGAUUGAAUUGGAUUAAAUGUGACAAAAUAAAAGAUGAAUAACUUUUAGGAA
Cottoperca gobio is the source of this 2595-nucleotide messenger RNA. It is a transcript of the gene cd34, whose product is annotated as CD34 molecule. Gene Ontology annotation, biological process: cell adhesion. The transcript is spliced from 8 exons. Gene Ontology annotation, cellular component: membrane. The record is from RefSeq and is a predicted model, not a curated record. Bases 202 to 1182 code for a protein of 326 amino acids. NCBI's taxonomy places the organism in Eukaryota, Metazoa, Chordata, Actinopteri, Perciformes, Bovichtidae.